Psammomys obesus (fat sand rat) is the source of this 2841-nucleotide messenger RNA. It is a transcript of the gene Myrip, whose product is annotated as myosin VIIA and Rab interacting protein. The coding region runs from base 50 to 2608 and encodes 852 amino acids. The transcript has 17 exons. NCBI's taxonomy places the organism in Eukaryota, Metazoa, Chordata, Mammalia, Rodentia, Muridae. The record is from RefSeq and is a predicted model, not a curated record. Gene Ontology annotation, molecular function: myosin binding; small GTPase binding; actin binding. Gene Ontology annotation, biological process: intracellular protein transport. Gene Ontology annotation, cellular component: cortical actin cytoskeleton.
GUAAGCAAGCACCCAGACCUAGUUCUGCUGUCGGAGUUUACCUGUGAUCAUGGGGAGGAAGCUGGACCUGUCCGGUCUCACGGACGAUGAGACGGAGCAUGUCCUCCAGGUGGUCCAGAGAGACUUCACUCUCCGCAAAAAGGAGGAGGAGCGACUCAGUGAGCUGAAGCAGAGGCUGGCGGAGGAGCACAGCCGGUGCAGCAUCCUCUCGAAGCACCAGAAGUUCGUGGAGCGCUGCUGCAUGCGCUGCUGCUCGCCCUUCACCUUCCUGGUCAACGCCAGGCGCCGCUGUGGGGAGUGCCAGUUCAGCGUCUGCAAGAGCUGCUGCUCCUACCAGAGGCGGGAAAAGCUCUGGCUUUGCUGUGUCUGCCAGCAAGCCAGGCUUCUGAGGACACAGUCCCUGGAAUGGUUCUACAGCAACGUGAAGAGCCGCUUCAAGCGCUUCGGCAGCGCCAAGGUCCUCAAGACGCUCUACAGGAAACACCGGCUGGAGAGCGGCGCCUGCUUCGACGUCCUAGGCGGGGCACUGUUUGACCCGAGCCCCGAGAUCGACGGGAGCGUGUCGGGGAGCGACUCCACCUUCUACAGGCAGUCGGAAGGACACAGCAUGAUGGACACGCUGGCCGUCGCCCUGCGUGUGGCAGAGGAAGCCAUCGAGGACGCUAUUUGCAAAGCAGAGUGCCACGGGGACAGCCUGGACAAGCAGAACGAGGCCAGCUACUUGCGGGACCACAAGGAAGAGUUGGCAGAGGAGCUGGCCACCACCAUUCUGCAGAGGAUUAUAAGGAAGCAGAAGGGCAAAGCUGAGGCGCAGAUGGAGGAAGAGGAGCCAGCAUGGCCUCGGCCCCAGAGCAGCAGCAUGGAAGCCCGGGAUGAGGCGUUCAAAGACCCUCCGGGACGCCAAGGCCGAGCACGCGCCCCGCUCUGGCGGUCCCAGUCUGCGUUCUCCUUCGCUACCGAGGAUGCUCUGAAGAGCUGUUCAGUGGAGGCUGCUGCCAGGCUGCCCAGGGGCCGCGGGCAGCGCCUGCUGGAGGAGUCUUCUCUGCCCAGCUGGAGGAGCGUGGACGGCCUGGACACAACAAGUCUGGUCCCAGUGUUGCGGAGCCCUGACGGAAACUGGAUGGCCUUGAAGGAUGCUGGCACUCGGCCCCCGACCCGUCUGCUGGCCAAACCGAAGAGUGGGACCUUCCAGGCCCUGGAGGCGGCGGCCAGUGCGACGGCUGCUUAUGAGGACAUGGGCUCCGACAGCGAGGAAGACUUUGAUUACGGGGAGGCCUUGAGUAAGCUGUGCCCACCAUCUCGGCCUGAGCAGCCCGAGCCUCAGCCUGCCCAGAGUUCCAGCCAAGGUCCCUCAGCCACGUCCCCCUCAAACCCCGAGGCCAUGUGUUCCGACUCGGAGACGUCCUCCAGCUCGUCCCGGGAGGCUGGCUGCCGGCUGUCCUGGCUGCAGAGGAAGGCCCCCAGGAGCCCCACGGCAGGGAAGACGCUGCGCCUCUGGGGGGAGCUGGAUGUGAACUUCAACCCCCAGGCAGCCAGCGGGGAGACCUCCGACAGCAGUGACCUGGAGGGGGCGCCCCCCACCACAGACCACCGGGCCAGGAAGUGGAGAAGGGCCAGAGGGGGCCCGGAGGAGCCCGGUAGGGGCCGGCCUUUCACUGGUGACCACUCACAGGCCCCGAACACACCUCAGGUGUUAGGCAGCAUGUCAGAGACUGACAUCAGCAAGGAGGCGCAGAGUUUGCGGACCAGCGCGGCCUCGGUGGAGGAGAGGCUGAGAAGCAGACUGUACGAGUUAGCCAUGAAAAUGAGCGAGGAGAGGGAGACGUCUUCUGGGGAGGAGCAGGAGUCCGAGCCCAGGACAGAGCCUGAGAACCAGAAGGGAAGCCUCUCUUCCGAGGAGAACAGCCAGGGCAUCCAGGAGGAGCUGAAGAAGAAGUGUUCUGCUGUUUCUCUCUGCAACAUCUCCACAGAAGUCCUGAAAGUCAUCAACGCCACGGAGGAGCUGAUCGCAGAGUCUGCGGGGUCCUGGGCGGCCCCCCCAGUGCCCCCCGACAGAGAGAAGGGAACAUUUCCCCUCGGGACGGACCAAGCGAGCCUGGACAAGCAGCUGACCUCGCUGGAAGAAAACGUGUACCUGGCGGCGGGUGCGGUGUACGGGCUGGAGGGGCGGCUGGGCGAGCUGGAGGACGCCGCCCGCCGCAUCCACAGCGGCACGCAAGACACGGAGCUGGCGCAUCUGGAGGACCAGGUGGCCGCAGCUGCAGCCCAGGUGCACCACGCCGAGCUCCAGAUUUCCGACAUCGAGAGCCGCAUUUCAGCCCUGACGGUCGCCGGCUUGAACAUCGCCCCGUGCGUGAGCCUCACGCGCAGACGGGACCGGAAGCAGAAGAGCCAGGUGCAAACCAUCGACACGUCGAGGCAGCAGAGGAGGAAGCUGCCGGCCCCUCCUGUGAGAGCUGACACAUCGGAAGCAUCUCCUGUGACCCCUGCGGAGACACUCGGCCACAGCUUCCUCGUGCAAGGCUCCUGCACAAACAGGGCCCCUGACAGGAAGGGCGGCACGGCGGGCUUGGUGGAGCCCGCCCCUGAGCCAGCGGGGACGAACUGACACGCCCGGAUGUGCACAGCCAGUGAGCCACUGCCCGGCGCCCACGACAGUGCCUUGACCACCAGCCAUGGAGUACUGUGCGCAUCUCCGCCGAGGCCAAUAUCCCGAUGCUGGCUCCGGGAGAGACCCUCGUGCCUGUGUGUGUCCCCUUGACCGGCCCGUGUGUGUUUUCUGAUCUUUUUACCCCCAUCAAGCUCCGUCCAAUAAAAAUGUCGGAGGGGAGAGGAGCUUCG